AUGGGGAAAUUUUCGCAAUCAACCGUCUUUACAACUCAUUCCAUGGCAGUUGGUUAUUUUAUUGUCAUGUGGGUUAUCGCUCUCUGGUUGGAAAUUUUUGAAGUACUUCCGUUCUUGUUUCAAAACUCAACCCAGCUGCUCGCUGUAAAUUUGGUUCUUUUUAUCUAUGCCAUGAUCAGCGUCAUUGGAAACUAUUACUACCUAGUAACUACUGACACGUCUUCUGAGACAAAUGGUGCGUUAAAUGAGGAGAGAGAUGGAGUUUUUUACUGCCAGUCGUGUGCACGAAAUUCGCCUCCAAGAGCACACCAUUGUUCGCUGUGUGACAGGUGUAUUCUAGGGCGUGACCAUCACUGCUACUUCGCUGGCACAUGUAUUGGUCACGCAAACGCGCGAUUCUUUGUUGUUUACGAUUUCUUUGUGUUCAUCACGUCCGCUUAUGUUGUCGUUAUAAACCUUAUUUAUCUGCACCAAAUAAUUGGCCCUUUUAUUCCGUUAAGUUUUGAAGCAAUCUGUAAGAUAGUUCCACUGUUGACAGUGUUUAAACUCUGGAGCGGAAGUGUCACGCUAUUUCACUUUCUGGUUAUUGUUGUGACAUGGCUUGGAAUUAUGCAUGUUUUGGGAUGUUCUGCGUGUUUCUUCUUUCAAAUGUCAUUGAUUUUUGCUGGACAGACAACUUAUGAAUGGCAACACAACAUAUUUAUUUAUGAUCAAGGAUGGAGGAAAAACUUUCUGGGCAUUUGUGGAAGCAUGUGGUAUCUUUGGUGGUUAUUUCCAGUAUUCCAGAUGCAAAAACUUGCAUCAAAAGAGGAAGACAACUUCACCCAGUAUAACUCAAAAAUAUCUAAAUACAUCUAA
Messenger RNA from Porites evermanni, 858 nucleotides. Lineage: Eukaryota; Metazoa; Cnidaria; Anthozoa; Scleractinia; Poritidae. The record is from the annotation of a GenBank genome assembly.